UUAAAAGUUCACCAGAAUCUCAAUCAUCAAAUAUACCAAUUAAACCACAUAAUUAUAAAAAAGAUUGUCUACUUUCUGUUGACAAUGCAAGCCUUGAACCAUUUUCACCAAGAACACAAUCCAUGAUUGAUGAACUAGAACAACAUGUUGAUGAGCUUGCUAACUCUAAUGAUCAAAUCUCCAUAAUUGAUUCACCGCGUGAAGUCUUGACUAAAUCAGAUGUCAUAUUAGAAUCUAAUUCAAUACCGUUAAAUAUUAAUAUUCAAAAAGAUGAUAUCUGGCAAUAUUUUAACUCAGUAAACCAGAAUUUCAAUACCAAAAAAUCAAUUCGUCUUAUGAUCGGACUAACAACUUACCAUACUAAACCAAGUACAUCUCUUGAAGAUCAAUUGAAAAAGUCGUUUCUUUUUCCUUUUAAUUAUCAUUCAUUGAUUUUUGACACAAUGAAAUUGGUUAUUUAUGAAUACGGCUCUUUCUUGAAUAAAAAAAGAAAAUAUGGACGUGUUAUUGUUCGAUUGAAUGCUUUAAAACAGACUAUAAUUAAUCAUGGGGAAUUUGAAAAAAUUUUCCCUAUAGAAGCUAAUUUACACGAAAUUGGUGCUGUACAAGUCAACAUAAAAUUACAUUUUCCUAAUGACCCACCUUUUUCACCCCAAACAUUAUCUUCCUCAAUUCAAUCACCUUUGAUUCAAAACACUCGUGAUUAUUUCGAUGACAGCAUUGAGACACAAUCUGAUGCAAUAUCUCUUGGUAUACUUG
This is a messenger RNA of Racocetra fulgida, 759 nucleotides long. Lineage: Eukaryota; Fungi; Glomeromycota; Glomeromycetes; Diversisporales; Gigasporaceae. The record is from the annotation of a GenBank genome assembly.